This is a messenger RNA of Chelonoidis abingdonii (Abingdon island giant tortoise), 3006 nucleotides long. It is a transcript of the gene CAMLG, whose product is annotated as calcium modulating ligand. The record is from RefSeq and is a predicted model, not a curated record. Gene Ontology annotation, biological process: tail-anchored membrane protein insertion into ER membrane. Gene Ontology annotation, cellular component: GET complex. Lineage: Eukaryota; Metazoa; Chordata; Testudines; Testudinidae.
GGCUUGAGGGAGGUGGAGAGGCCUGGGAGGUCCCAUUGUUUUGUGGGGGGUGGAGCUGCUUGUGCUGUUUCUGCUGCGGAUGGAGGCGGAGGCGCUGGCCGUGGUGGAUGGCGGCGGGGCCGGGUCAGCUCCUGGCCCCGUGGGCGGCCCCCCAGUGCUCUCAGUGUCGCAGCGCCGGGCCGAGCUCCGGCGGAGGAAGCUGCUGAUGAACUCGGAGGAGAGGAUCAACCGCAUCAUGGGCUUCCACCGGCCGGGCGGGGUGAAGGAUGAUGAAAGUCACACAGAAUCAAAACUUCAACAUGAGCAAGAUAAAUCGAACUCCCUCCCUAUUCCUGCAGUUUCAAAGCGAAUUGUGCUUGGUGAUUCUGUCUGUAAUUUGGCAGGAACAUCUGACCACACAAGUGGCAUUAUAGAGCUCAAGGGAGAUAAAAAGGACUUGUUCAGUAAAACUCCCGAGCUCGGUAACAAUGGUACCAGUGAGCUCCGGCAUCGUAGCAGAGGGGAUCUGGCAUCAGAAGCUUCACAGAGAGCACCUCGGCAUGGAUUAGAUCAAUACUUAUCAAGAUUUGAUGAAGCUAUGAAGCUAAGAAACCAGCUGAUGAAUGAGAAGCCUAGUCAAGAGAAUGGGAAUGCAGUGGAGGAAUUUGAUUCUUUUCGCAUUUUUAGAUUGGUGGGGUGUGCGCUUCUUGCCAUAGGAGUUAGGGCUUUUGUGUGCAAGUAUUUGUCAAUAUUUGCACCAUUUCUUACACUACAACUUGCAUAUAUGGGACUGUCCAAAUAUUUUCCAAAGAGUGAAAAGAAGAUGAAAACUACGGUAUUAACUGCUGCUCUUUUACUGUCAGGAAUCCCUGCAGAAGUGAUUAGUCGCUCCAUGGAUACCUAUAGCAAAAUGGGAGACAUUUUCACAGAUCUCUGUGUUUAUUUCUUUACUUUUAUCUUCUAUCAUGAACUUCUUAGUUUUUUUGGUUCUGAAGUGCCAUGAUGGCUGUAGAACUCAAUACAGUAGUUACACAAAAGUUUUCCGUUCUGUAUUCCUAUAAUAUCGCUGGGUGUGCCACACAGAUUUAUACCUUACUUAAUUCUUACCUAUUCAAAUGCUUGAAAGCAGUUAAAUCCACUCAUAUGAAUGGAAGAACAGGGUCCCAAGUUUGGGGUUGUAUUAGUACAGUUUAUUCAAUUUCUAAUGUGGGAAUUAGAGUGCAAGUGUCAGUGAUUUGUAUCUUUUGCUUAUUCAGUUAGAGGUCCUUUUCACAGUACCCCAAGCAUCACUUACAUUGUGUCACUUUCUUGUUGACUUGGUAGUGUGAGAACAUAACAGAACUGGUGUGCUCUCAACAGAGCUAUAUAUAUAUUGUGACAGGACUUACCUAAAGACUGCUCCCUGUGUAUUACUUCUGUUUUUUAAAAUUUUAAUAAAAUGUACCCAUACAUUCUGUUGUUCAAACUCUGAAUGUUGAACAAAAAUAGCCUCAGCCCACACGCCUGCUGCUUCUGCAGCAGUUUGGUAAUGCACCACCUCAUUGUCUUGCUUUCAGUUGGAGUCCUCAUUCUCUCUGUGCAUACGUUAUUUGUUAUAGCCAUGACUGAUUUCAAGUGAGGAAACUGGGGCAAAACAACUAAGCAAAAAAAUCCUGUUAUCCUACAAAUGUCUUUCAUCGAGAAGUAAGAAGACAUAGUUAGAAAUGAUGCUAAUCUCAUAACGUUUCCCUGGGCAUUUGGCAGUUCUCUAAUCCUAGCAGUUAUCCUAACCCCAGUUUUACCCCUGGUUUCAUCUUGAUCUCGGUUUACUGCUCUCUCUAGAGGGUUCAGUUUCUACAGUGAAAGCAGCACUCAGGAAGCCCGAGUCUAAAGCAAUUGCUUCAUAUUUAUUAACAAUGUCUGGGUUGUUUUGCUCGCCCGCUAGUUAACUCGGGGACUACGUAUUUUGACUGUGUAUCUCUUUUCUGUAUUUCUCUCCCUGUGUUUAUUACUAAAGACAUUUGCAUGUAAACAGGAUCUUAAUUGCAUGGGAGUUCUGCUCCGCUGCUUAAUACUGCUGCUGCUCAACAGCAUAACUGGACCUUUGGCUGGCAUUCAGCAGAGCUAUUUAUAUAUUGACUGAUUUGCUUAUUCCUUUGUUCUACAUGUUGGUUUGAAGUCCCCCCAGAUAAAUCACAAUAACCGUGCUUAUUCAGAUCUGAACUACUGAAACAGGCAAUAGAAAAAACAUUUUCUUAUCGCCAUGUUGUUCUGAGUUUAUUUCCACAUGAAGAUCAAUGUGUUGAGGGGGAAAGUGGUACCUGUUACGGAGCACAUGUAAAACCAGACAGGAGGGAUUUAGGAGGCUACCAAGGCAAAUAAAUCGUAUUCUCUCUCUAGGGGGAAGUGAGCUAGCUGUAGUUCUAUUUUCAAUCCCACAGAAAUGUGACACGUUGAGAGGAAGGAAUGGGCUGUCUGAAGUGUUAUCCCAGCUAGCCAUCCCUUCACAUUGGCCAUCUUCAGUUAUUUUUGCUGUAUCUGAACUUGGUGUUACCUCCACCAUGUAGCUUGUCUAUUGAAACUACAAGGUGAAAUAGGCCAAUAUCAGUUUUUUUAAUUUGGAGAGGGUCAAUAAUUUUAUUGGUGUUUGUCUACAGUGAUUUUUUUGUUUUGUUAGAAAGCAAAACUAUCUAGCUACAUGUUGCUAAAGUAAACAAGACUGUGCUUUCUGCCUAAUCUUUCUCAACUAAAAUUUUCUGCAUUAUAAUUUUAAUUCUGCAUUUCUCAGCCAAUUGUUAGACCUGUGUCUGUGGCAUGAAAAAGAAUUGUGUGUUCUGAUUUUACACUACAUUCAGUUCUUUUGCACUACCAUUGUUUUUGUUGGCUAGCCAAUUGUAUUCAUUUAGGGCUAGACUGUAAACUAUUCUGAUUUAGGUCUGAUAGCACAAAUGCAUUUUGCAGUGCUAGUGUAGCAGUGUUGAUCCCAGGAUAUUAGAGAGAGACAAAGUGGGUGAGUAAUACCUUUUACUGGACCAACUUCUGUUGGGG